Molecule: messenger RNA, 2318 nt
Organism: Pectinophora gossypiella (pink bollworm)
Lineage: Eukaryota; Metazoa; Arthropoda; Insecta; Lepidoptera; Gelechiidae
Product: probable inactive allantoicase
Exons: 8
Coding region: 172-1299 (375 amino acids)
Biological process (GO): allantoin catabolic process
Molecular function (GO): allantoicase activity
Source: RefSeq, a predicted model, not a curated record
UCAGUUCACAAGUGAGCUGUUUACGUUUCGCGUCUACAUUGAAAGAAGAAUUAAUUGUGUUAUCGUGCGUUUAUUUAAAAUAAGAACAUUCAUAUUCUUUGAAAUUCGAAUAAAGAUUAUUUGAAUUUGGAAAUUAAUUUUCAUUAUUUUCAAUUUUAUAAUCAAAAUAAAAUGUUUGAGAAGAAAGCACCAGCUUUUACAGAACUCAGCGAGUUUGGCAGCGUGAGCGCGGGCGGUACAGUCCAGUUUGCGACAGACGACUUCUUUGCAACAUGCGAGAAUAUGAUUUCGGAUUCGGAACCGAUAUGGAUCGGUGACAAGUAUACGGAGUUCGGCAAGUGGAUGGACGGGUGGGAAACCCGGCGCAAGCGCAUCGCUGGACACGACUGGUGUAUCCUCAAGCUGGCUACUAAGUGUGUCAUUCGAGGCUUGCUGGUGGAUACGGCGUUCUUCACUGGGAAUUACGCUCCGAAGUAUUCUAUUCAAGCUGCUUGCCUCACUCCUGAAGAAGAAGUUGUGAUACCCGAACGGCAUUCUCAAAUGGGCGCGGCUUGCACCGAGCGAGACUUGGAACAGAUCAGACGGCUUAAUUCUGAGAAAUGGGACGAGAUAGUGCCUAUUACCGCCCUGCGCCCUGGCUACGAAGACACGAGGCUUAACUACCAAAAGGUGGUGAGUGACGAAGCAUACACACACAUCCGAGUGAACAUGUACCCUGACGGAGGGAUCGCUCGUCUACGAGUGUUCGGCGAGGCCCGACCAGAGGCCCCACCUUCUCAUCAGAUCAUCGACCUGGUGUCACUGCUGAGCGGGGCUACGUGUCAAGGUUACUCCAACGCGCACUACGGCCACCCUCGCAACAUGAUCAAGCCGUGCAAGAGCGCCAGUAUGGCCGACGGUUGGGAGACCGCCCGCCGGCUAGACCGCCCGCAGAUCAUCGAGGCUAAGGAAGAUGGCACUCUUAAGGUUUCAGGAGAAGAAUGGGCAGUAUUCAAGUUAGGCUUCCCGGGGAGGAUAGAGAAGGUGUGCGUCGAUACGGCACAUUUCAAGGGAAACUUCCCGGACUCAGUGAAGAUUGAAGGAACUUACCUAGAAUGCGCGGACUGGACACCGGAAACCAAGAAUAACAAUUGGCACAACAUUCUUAAACCGAGCAAGUUGUCAGCCAACAGCGAGCACUGGUAUGACUGCAAGUCUGACCUUAUCACUCACAUUCGCGUUACCAUGGCUCCAGAUGGAGGUAUCAGCAGAAUAAGAACUUAUGGAUAUGCUGAGACGAACAUCAUUACUCCGAUGUAGAAGAAAAUAUAAAAAAGCUUAAAAAGCUUUGAUGGACAAGUAUUUGUUGAAGGUCUAGGCUAUGUCGUAAAAGAUCUGGUAAUGACCAUCCAUGCGGAUUAAAAAGGUUACAUUGAAGCAAUUCAUCUAAGAAAAGCAAUAUUGCUAUUUGACAUUAGUUGACAUUCCGCACUUACAAAUAGCAAUAUAGCUUUUUUAGAUGAAUUGAUUCAAUGUUGCCUUUUUUGAACCCUGAUGUUUAUACAACUGUAUCAAUGCAAUUAUGAUUGGACCGCAACCAAAUCGAUUCUGUAUCUGCGUAUUAGUUUGAAGUGGAAUAAUUUUACUUGAAUGGAGAAUGUUGGUAAAUAAAAAGUUGUAGAAUGGCACAGUGGCUGUCAAACUGUAAGAUUACUGGACGAAUUGCGUCUAGAGGAUUAAUCUGCGUAAGCGUUUCGUAAUUUUAGCCUAUAGAGUGACUACCCUUAAGAAGGAUAACACAUUGCGAAGUAUGUGCUCCGCACGCCUCGCUUUGCGUGUACCUUACCUUUAUGUUCGUGGCGGAGGCACCGAUUGAAAUUAAUCGUAUACAUAUUGUGAGGCGGGCAGCGCAGGACCGAUCGUCGUGGAGAUCCUUGGGGGAGGCCUAUGCCCAGCUGUGGGCGUCGUACGGCUGAUGAUGAUAUUGUGAGGCGUUUGGCGCAUGGCGAGGCACAUGAAUCGCAAUGUGUAUCCGCCUUUAGAAAGUUAUAAAUACUUUAAUAUUCUUAAGUUUUCUUGGUGGAAGUUCCUUCAUUUCUCUUUUUAUUCCUUCAUGUCGAUUUAUUUCUGUCUCAAUACUACAUAAAAUGUGAACUUUUUCUAGUUCAGAUGAUGUUAUGGUUUGUUUGUACCUGCUUAGAGUUUUGUAGAAAACCACAAAUUAUUUAAUUAUUUUUAAGAUUUCUAGUAUUAUUAGCUUUUAAGUACUUACAAAUAGGUAUAUUGCUGAAAUAUUGCAAUGUCAUUAAGCUUGAUGGUAAAUAAAAUUGAUUACGUUA